Molecule: messenger RNA, 2235 nt
Organism: Sphaerodactylus townsendi
Lineage: Eukaryota; Metazoa; Chordata; Lepidosauria; Squamata; Sphaerodactylidae
Gene: LRRC1
Product: leucine rich repeat containing 1
Exons: 14
Coding region: 706-2235 (509 amino acids)
Biological process (GO): neurotransmitter receptor transport, endosome to postsynaptic membrane; neurotransmitter receptor transport postsynaptic membrane to endosome
Cellular component (GO): adherens junction; postsynaptic membrane; postsynaptic density
Molecular function (GO): protein binding
Source: RefSeq, a predicted model, not a curated record
GAGAGGGGAGGGGAGGGAGCCAGCCGAGCGAGUGUUCCGGGUCAGGCGCAGGAAUGAAAAAAAGGUGGCCGAGCCGGGCCGAGAGCUGCGCGCCUGCAGUCCACGGCUAACAAGCGCUCCGUGCAACUGAUUGGACAACGGAGACAAUAAAAGAAGGAAGGGCCUUUCCCCCCCCCCCCCCCCCCCGUUUGGCGGCGGCGGAGGAGUUGGGUCUGGUUUCUUUCUGGGACUGACGAGCAGGGCGGAGGGCGCGGAGAAGAGUUUCCUUCUGUCCCAGGCAGAUGCUCGGAGGUUGGCUCCUGCCGCGGCCCCGCUGAGAAGGAGGCAAAGCAGCAGCAGCAGCAGGCGGAGGAGGAGGAGGAGGAGAGGGCGCCGUGGAAGGCGGUGACUGGCAGCAGGGCAGCCGUGGGGACGCGCUUUGGGAACCCGGCGGCGGCGGCGGCGGCGGGGGUUGCUAAGGGGCGGGAUUGCAACCCCAGCGCGCGCGCGCGCCCUCCGGUCAUCUGUGUGGCUUUUGCCGACGCUUUAAACAAGCGGGAGUGGAAGAGAAAGUCCACGACGGGGGGGCGGGGACGGGGGGACACGCACGUCUGAAAGGCUGCGGUUGCGCGCGCCGCUCCUGCCCCGGGUGGCUGCUGCCAGAGCCCCGCGCGGCUUCGGCGAGCGGCUGUUGUUUUUGCUGCCUGUGCCGCCGCCGCCGCCGCUAUGUUUCAUUGCAUCCCGCUGUGGCGGUGCAACCGUCAUGUGGAGUCUAUCGACAGGCGCCACUGCUCGCUGGUCGCCGUGCCUGAGGAGAUCUACCGCUACAGCCGCAGCCUCGAAGAGCUCCUGCUGGACGCCAACCAGCUGCGCGAGCUGCCCAAGCCUUUUUUUCAGCUUGUAAAAUUACGAAAGCUUGGGCUUAGUGAUAAUGAAAUUCAGCGACUUCCUCCAGAGAUAGCAAACUUCAUGCAGCUCGUGGAACUUGAUUUGUCACGAAAUGAUAUUCCUGAAAUUCCUGAAAGCAUUUCCUUCUGCAAAUCGUUACAAGUAGCAGACUUCAGUGGGAAUCCCCUCACCAGGUUGCCUGAAAGCUUUCCUGAACUACAAAACCUAACGUGUCUUUCUGUAAAUGACAUCUCACUACAAGCAUUACCUGAAAAUAUUGGAAACCUUUAUAACCUGGCAUCACUGGAAUUAAGAGAGAAUUUGUUGACGUAUUUACCAGAGUCAGUUGCCCAGCUACAAAGGCUAGAGGAGCUGGAUCUAGGAAACAAUGAACUUUACAACUUGCCAGAAACUAUAGGUGCACUUUAUAAUCUUAAAGACCUCUGGCUAGAUGGAAACCAGCUAGCUGAAUUACCUCAGGAAAUAGGAAGCCUGAAAAACCUGCUAUGUUUGGACAUUUCUGAAAACAAACUGGAAAAAUUGCCUGAAGAGAUAAGUGGUCUGACGUCUUUAACUGACCUCCUCAUCUCUCAGAAUCUUCUAGAGGUGCUUCCAGAUGGCGUAGGAAAAUUAAAAAGACUAUCAAUAUUGAAGGUUGAUCAGAACCGGCUUCUUCAGUUAACAGAAUCAAUAGGUGAUUGUGAAAGCCUUACUGAGUUAGUUCUUACCGAAAAUCAGCUUCUGACUUUGCCGAAAACCAUUGGAAGGCUAAAGAAACUGAAUAUAUUGAAUGCUGACAGAAACAAACUAGUAUCUUUACCUAAAGAGAUUGGUGGGUGUUGCAGUUUAAAUGUGCUUUCAGUACGAGACAACCGGUUAUCUAGGAUUCCUUCUGAGAUAUCUCAAGCCACCGAACUUCAUGUCCUGGAUGUAGCUGGGAACAGGUUGCUGCAUCUUCCCAUGUCGCUAACUAGCUUGAAACUGAAGGCUUUGUGGUUGUCAGAUAACCAGUCUCAGCCUUUGCUUACAUUCCAGACAGACACAGACCCUGAAAUUGGAGAAAAGAUCUUAACAUGUGUUUUACUUCCUCAAAUGCCUUCUGAGCCUGAUAACCUGCCCCGAUGUGGAGCAAUGGAGAGCUUGGUGAAUGAAGUAUCAGAUGAAACGUGGAAUGAAAGGGCAGUAAACAGAGUCAGUGCAAUCCGCUUCUUAGAAGACGAAAAAGAUGAAGAAGAUGAUGAAACGAAGACGCUUCUAAGGCGAGCCACUCCACACCCUGGGGAAUUAAAGAACAUCAAAAAGACAGUGGAGAAUUUACGGAACAAUAUGAAUGCUGCUAAAGGACUGGAUUCAGAGCAAAAAAAAUGA